GUGGGAUGAGCUCGGAUUUUCUUGACACCGGGGAGCCCGCAAUAAAGACAUAGGCGAGAGGUCAUUCUUUUAUGUCGUUCCUGCGGGGUGAGGCGAGUUCAGCCGAUUUGCAUAGGCUCAGGUUCUGAAGAGCCGGGAGGAGCUGAAUCGGAUCUGAGAGGUGCAACCAUAAUCGGUGGGCGAGGGGAACCUGGCCUCGGCCCAACUCAGCGCUUGGCCCGACAAGAGAGAAAGGACGUAGGCAAUUUUGGCGCUAUCAUGGACAAAGCUUUGCGGAGAGUGAUUAAAAAUUAUGUAACAUUGUAAAAUAAAACCUUUGCAUUUGUCCAAAUCCCCAGAAAAUCUUUCUGGCGUCGGUGGGUGGAUCUCCGAAAACGUGGAACGGACUGGAGGAUCUGGAUCUGGAGCUGGGGUAGGUUCGGGAGCUGGAGACUGUGGAACAGAGUUUUGCAAAAAAUUAAUUAAUUCGUUCAACCAUCGAUUGGUCUCGAUCUGAUGGGUAUUAAGUUCCUGGAGGGCUGAUUCAUGGGAUUGUAAUAGUGCAUGUUGCUCUGUAAGAGUUUUCCUAAUGGCGUCUGCUGGGCUAGGAUUUUGGCCUGAGUGUUCUGUCAUGUUGGGGUCUACUUUUCUUGCCCACAUGCAGAACACCACAAGGAAAUGGAUAAUCAGUAAAAAUGGUUUAUUGAAUAAUCAGAAAAUCAGCAGAGGUGCGUCUGCUCCAGGAAAUACGGCUCUCAGGAAAUGCGGCACACUAUGGAGGCAACAGAGAGAAGCUCCAAUGACGGUGAAGGAAGUGCUACAGAGCCUGGUGGAUGACAACAUGGUGGACUGCGAACGAAUCGGCACCUCCAAUUACUACUGGGCUUUUCCCAGUAAGGCCUUACAUGCUCGCAAGCACAAACUGGAGGAGCUGAAGAAACAGGCUUCUGAUGCAAAGCAGCGAAAAGUUUCUGUAGAGAAAACAGUGGAAAAGUCAAAAGUGGGACGAGAAGGAACGAAAGAAAGAAGCUCCCUGCUGAAGCAGCUGCAGUCUCUGAGGGAAGAGCGAACGAAUCUGCAAGCCGAGCUGGAGAAGUACCGCGAGUGUGACCCAGACGUCAUCAAAGCGAUGAGAAAGUCAAAUGUUGUAGCAAAAGAAGCUGUCUCCAGGUGGACAGACAAUGUUUUUGCUAUCAAGUCUUGGACAAAAAAGAAGUUUUCUUUUGAUGACAGCCGCAUCAACAAGGCCUUUGGCAUCCCUGAGGACUUUGACUACAUGGACUGAUUGGGAUAUCCUCCACAGAGGGAAAAAUGUUUAUUAGAGAUUUUGUUUGAACCCAGUUUUCCUGGUGACUUAAUUCCAAGGUUUUGCUGUGUUCCCUGGAGCAAAGAUGAUGCAGCAGGAUUCAGUUGGCGAAAUCACAAACGUCUUGAAGAGAGACGUUUGUGAUUUCGCUAACCCAGAUGGAUUCAUCAGUAGAGACGGUGCAUAGGUGCAACUGGAAAAGACAGUCAAGCAUUAGUAAUUGAGUAGUGGCAGGGUUGGGGGGCAUCUUGUGAUUAAAUAAGUAAGCAGACUGUAAACAGGUGUAUGUAAGCACCUGUUUGAAUGAAAACUGAUGAUGGAAAAGAAUCAACACUCAUUGCAUCUGGAUCUUCAAUUGGAGCAUUUACAUGUCUUCUACAGAUGAAUUGGGAUCAAGUACUAGUGUACUGUUCCUCUUAGAUUUUCCAUUUUAGUCACCUUUGAGCAGCCUUGAUUUAAUGCAGUUGGACAAAUACCAGAGUAAAAUGUUGAAGAAAAGUUUAAGUAAUAGUUUUGUAAAUAUUUACUACUUCAGGUGCAAUAAAGUUAUUUCAUUACAAAAAAAGUGAGCAUGAGUUGCAUAGUCUUUGUACCAGCUGAGGUUAUCACUGUUUAAAUUUUGGAUACUUUGUUUUUUUUACACCAGAUUUUCCAUUUUAUGUCUAUGCAAAAUCUGUCAUUAAAGCAUUUCUUCUACCA
Messenger RNA from Xiphophorus maculatus (southern platyfish), 1984 nucleotides. It is a transcript of the gene mnd1, whose product is annotated as meiotic nuclear divisions 1. Lineage: Eukaryota; Metazoa; Chordata; Actinopteri; Cyprinodontiformes; Poeciliidae. Gene Ontology annotation, biological process: reciprocal meiotic recombination. Gene Ontology annotation, molecular function: double-stranded DNA binding. Gene Ontology annotation, cellular component: nucleus. The record is from RefSeq and is a predicted model, not a curated record. The transcript has 7 exons. The coding region runs from base 569 to 1264 and encodes 231 amino acids.